This is a messenger RNA of Colletotrichum tamarilloi, 1662 nucleotides long. RefSeq lists its product as uncharacterized. The coding region runs from base 1 to 1662 and encodes 553 amino acids. The record is from RefSeq and is a predicted model, not a curated record. NCBI's taxonomy places the organism in Eukaryota, Fungi, Ascomycota, Sordariomycetes, Glomerellales, Glomerellaceae. The transcript has a single exon.
AUGGCAACCCCAUGGCCCCAGGAGCAAACAUGGCCAACGCACCAUCGAGAGCACGCCACUCAACUUAGCAGACACCUUCAGACAGCACUCAAAUCAAUCGACACCGCAAACGAACACCCCCUUGACCCGAAAGCCGUGAGACUCACUCUCAUUGCCACCAUCUCCCUGCUGGCCAAAUUGCAGAAAUUGCCCGAGCUCGGACACCUCCACCAAGCUAUUGAGAGUCUACGUGCGGAAAACAAGACAGCCAACGAGAGCAACAUCCACGAAUCGAGAACCAUCAGGAUUGCUAUGCAGCAGAAUAUGGCCGAACUGAAGGAAAACACCAACACAACGCGCGCAGCCAGCGCGGCUGCCAAGGAGGCUUGGAAAGCCAGCGAGCUGGCGGUCAAGGUCGUGAAGGAUAUCAAAGCACUGGGGCCGAUGAAUCAGGGGAACACCGUGCAGUCAUAUGCCAGCGUAGCCGCCCGAGGAGGACUUGCAGGGAGCAUGCAUAACCCCUAUAACCAGAGAGCGUCCCAGACCCAGACCCUGCGUGAAAUCAUUGUGAACAUUAGAGACCCCAUUACCAUUGCCAGCAUAAGAGCCAUGAACCCCCGUAGCCUCAAGGCGCACGUAGACCGCGCCAUCGAACAAAGCAGCAACGAGCAUAUCCGCAAGCUCAAGACCGUGUCCGCCAAUCAGCUCAAGAGCGGCGACCUGAGCGUCAAGACAGCAACGACGAAAGACAUGGAGGCCCUCCGGCAGUUUGCCGAGGACUGGGAAAACCACAUCGGCAACGGAGCCGCCGUGAGGAUCCCAACCUACGGAGUGCUGGCGCACGGCAUCAGAACCAGCUCCAUGAGCAUGGACCGCUUUACAGAAAUCAGGGACGACCUGCUGCAGGACAACAAAGCAUUCAUCCCCAGAGCAGACAUCAAAUACGUAGGCUGGCUGACCCAAUCGGCCAGCAAAAAGACGGCAUCAUCAGUGGUCGUGGAGCUCUCAAGGGCAGAAGACGCCAACAAACUCAUUGACGAGGGACUCAUCUGGCAAGGCCAGGUGUUCCAAUGCGAACGAUACGAUAGACAGUGCCGUCUGAGGCAGUGUUUCAAGUGCUGCGCAUACGGCCACAUAGGAACCCAGUGCAAGGCAACGACAACAUGCGGCUACUGUGCGCAAGAACACGCGACCCGAGAUUGCCCCUCGAAAAGCGACACGACGACCCCAAGGAAAUGCGCCGCAUGCUACGGCGAACACGAGGCAUGGCACGGCGGAUGCCCUACCAGGAUACGCGAGAAGGCCAAGAUCAAGGCCGCCUACGGCCUACGGUCGAGGUACCAUCCGGAACAGACGGCCCCGCCGCCGACCCUAGGAUCGGAAACCCGGACCAGGCCGAACCCGAGAAUGGCACGGCCGCCACUGGAACCAGGACAAUCCCAGGAGAAUCGCCCGAGCCGGAGCCGGUCCCCGACGAAGAAAAUCCAGAAGAGGCCUAACCCGACAGCAACCCAGGAAUCGGAGGAGACGAUCACCGUAGCAGCAGAGAAUACGCGUCCGAGACGCACAAUCAUCCGAUCGCGAAGAGCGCUCGAGGCGCUCGACCCCAACACGCAGAUGACAGACACGCAGACAAUAAGCAACAGCACAGCGAUGGAGAUCGUCGUCGACGAUAGCGAAUGA